Molecule: messenger RNA, 1223 nt
Organism: Phalaenopsis equestris
Lineage: Eukaryota; Viridiplantae; Streptophyta; Magnoliopsida; Asparagales; Orchidaceae
Product: receptor homology region, transmembrane domain- and RING domain-containing protein 2-like
Exons: 5
Coding region: 238-1194 (318 amino acids)
Source: RefSeq, a predicted model, not a curated record
AUCUCAUCCCCCGAGCUUGCCGCUUUUGUCCAUGCCGUUCGAUCGAGCUCCUUCAACUUCUACUGCAUGGCGUCGACCUCGGCAAAUCUCUACAAUUUCUCCAUCUCGGGAUUCAAUAAACUACUGCGAGGGAUCAAAAUGACGACUUAAGAUGAUGUAUCACAGUCGUUGUUUUUGAGCCAGUUGGACAAUUAGGGUUGACAUCGGCUUGCCUCUUUGCGAGGUAGGAUUUUCGGAAUGGCUUGGACAAAGGUUUCCGGAGCUGGGAGGCGAGAUUUGUGUGCCUGCGCUGUGCUUUUUCUGUUGUUUAGGUUAGCUGUUGCUAAUGUUGUAUUAAUCGGAAGGAACGUAUCGAAAUCCUUUCUGGAUGUUGAAGCGACGUUCACUCCGCCUAUUCGAGAAUCUGGUGAGGUUGGGUUUUUGCAUCUCGCUGAACCUCUCGAUGCGUGCACUCGGUUAAAAGCUUCAGUGGCAAACAGUUCAUUAUCUCCAUUUAUUUUGAUAAUAAGAGGAGGCUGCUCAUUUCAUGAUAAAGUUAAGAAUGCACAAAGUGCUGGAUUCGAAGCCGCCAUCGUAUAUGACGAUAAAUAUAAUGGUGGAUUGGUGACAAUGGCAGGAAAGUCAGAAGGCAUCAGCAUUCAUGCUGUGUUCAUCUCCAAGGUAUCAGGUGAAGAACUAAAGAAAUAUGUUAAUCAUACUGAUGUGGAGCUAUGGAUCAUUCCAUACUUUAUGAAUUCACCGUGGGCUAUUUGGGCUAUCUCUUUCGUAUCACUACUCGCUCUGUCCGCUGUGCUGGCUGCUUGUUUUUUUGUGCGUGGACGCCGCAUUACCCAUAUUCGCCGGGGAGCUUCUCGAGUCCAUGUUUUCCAUGGAAUGAGCAAUCGAUCGGUCGAAGCGAUGCAGAGUCAGUUGUUCUCAGAAGUUUUACGAGGCGAUAGCACGACGAAAACCUGUGCUAUUUGUCUUGAGGAUUACAGUGUUGGAGAAAAACUUCGGAUUCUACCCUGCCAUCACAGAUUUCAUGCGAAUUGUGUUGAUUCAUGGCUUACUAUGUGGAGAACAUUCUGCCCUAUGUGCAAGCAAGAUGCUCAAACAAGCCAUGGCGUUCUGCCAGCUUCUGAGACAACUCCAUUAUGCAUUCCAACUGCUUCUUCUUCUUCAACUUUGCCUUCUUUUCCUGACCAGCUGUGCUAACCAAAUCCUUAUCUAGCUUUCCUAACACC